Messenger RNA from Mitosporidium daphniae, 984 nucleotides. RefSeq lists its product as uncharacterized. Gene Ontology annotation, biological process: establishment of cell polarity; septin ring organization. The coding region runs from base 1 to 984 and encodes 327 amino acids. The record is from RefSeq and is a predicted model, not a curated record. The transcript has 3 exons. NCBI's taxonomy places the organism in Eukaryota, Fungi, Microsporidia. Gene Ontology annotation, cellular component: division septum; mating projection tip; cytoplasm.
AUGAAAAAGAUUGCCGAUCAAGUUAAUGAGGAAAAAAGAAAAGCAGAAAACAUACAAGUCAUGGAGGAGCUAAGAGGCAGCGUACAGAACUGGGGGAUGGGGUAUUCCGUUGAUAGCUUUAAGCCUCUCCAGCUUUAUGGCACGCUUCCGGUAAAGUUUGACACAAGCACAGAGGAGAAGCAAAUGCAUGUGUUUGUGUUUGAAAAGGCGUUGUUGCUGGGAAAGUCUUCCAAUAAGCAAGCGGGGGUGUUGAGUUCAAGCAACUUGUCCAUCAUCGAGUGCAUUGAAAAGAACUUUGUCACAAAUAUUCAAAACGACUCAAAAGAUGAUAAUCUCCAAUUGAAAAUAUACUGGCAUGCCGAGAAAAUACGCUGGCUUUCUCUCUCUUUCAUCAACGAGGAGGUUUUCAAAAAAUGGUAUCUUUCGUUGAUCAGAUUGACGAGCCAGCAUGAUGAGCACCACAAAAGUGUCCAAAAUACUUCUGCCGCCGUUGCCACGGCUGCGGAUUUGAAACCCUCAAACAAACUAGCAAGGGAAACUAUCAGCCAAGAAAAAGCCACACGUCGGAAAUCCAAGUUAAAGAAACUUUUAGGAUCUCCCAACAUCAAAAGCUCAUCCCAAAUCAUAACUGAUGAGUAUUCUCUGGAGGAGAGGGAAACUCCCUCUAGUCGCCUUCCUUCAAUUGAAUCAGUCAUGAACCCUCCUCAACAGCGACUGGUCAAGAUUAUUACAUCCACUUUCGCCAAGUUGGCUGUUCUGCCGUCAGAUGACGACUUUGAGGUUUUGAAAGAGUUUCUUUCGUCAGCAUUUUCCACCAGUUCCAAGCAAUUUUCCAUCUUUUACAGAGACAGGCAAAAAGAUGCCUUACUGCUCGAAUCAGAUGCGGAUCUUGAGCUUGCCUGCAAAGACUGGUUUGAAAGCGACCGGCUUGAGGGUGCAUUUCCGCUUAUUUUGAAAAGCGACGAUGAGGAGCCAAAUCGAUGA